AUGGCGGACAACUGGUGCACGAUCGAGUCUGAUCCUGGUGUGUUUACCGAGCUCAUUGAAGAGAUUGGUGUCAAGGACUGCCAAGUGGAGGAACUCUACGUCUUAGAUCAAGAAAAUCUGCAGCGCCUCAAGCCCGUGCAUGGCUUGAUCUUCCUCUUCAAGUGGCGUGCCGACGAAUCGGACAACAGGGCUACCGAGAGCCCGUUCGAUACCGACGUCUUCUUUGCCAACCAAGUGAUCAACAACGCCUGCGCUACCCAGGCUAUCCUCUCCAUUCUCCUCAACGCCAGCAAGGUGGAUCUUGGUGAAGAGCUUGCCCAGUUCAAGGAGUUCUCGCAAGAGUUCCCUCCCGAGAUGCGAGGCCUGGCCAUCAGCAACAGCGACCUCAUCCGCAGGGACGAGUCGUCGGAGGACGUCUACCACUUCAUCAGCUACCUUCCCUAUAAGGGUCGCCUCUACGAAUUGGAUGGUCUUAAGAAGGGUCCCAUUAACCUCGGACCGUGCACGGAAGAGGACUGGCUGGAGAAGGUUUGCCCUGAGAUUCAGAAGCGCAUUGAGAAGUACGCUCGGUCCGAGAUCCGAUUCAACCUAAUGGCCAUCAUCAAGAAUCGCGUCACCGUGUACAAGGAACAGGUCCAGGACUUCGAGAAUCAGAAGGCCGAUGUCAACACCAGACUCAUGGACCUGCAGGAUGGUCCUGAGGCUGACAACCUGAGGCAGCAGCUUGCUUUGCUGAAUGACCAAAUCAGCACCUGCCAGGAGGCUAUCAAGCUCGAAGAGGACAAGAGGAAGAACUGGCGAUUGGAGAACAUCAGAAGGAAACACAACUACAUCCCCUUCAUCAUGAACAUGCUCAAGAUUCUCGCAGAGAAGGGUCAGCUUGUUGACCUGGUGGAGCGGGCCAAGUCGAGGGAGGCUGAAGAGAAAGAGCGGAGGAAGGACAAGCAGUAA
Molecule: messenger RNA, 951 nt
Organism: Acanthamoeba castellanii str. Neff
Lineage: Eukaryota; Discosea; Longamoebia; Acanthamoebidae
Product: ubiquitin carboxylterminal hydrolase L5, putative
Exons: 9
Coding region: 1-951 (316 amino acids)
Biological process (GO): ubiquitin-dependent protein catabolic process; protein deubiquitination
Cellular component (GO): cytoplasm
Molecular function (GO): cysteine-type deubiquitinase activity
Source: RefSeq, a predicted model, not a curated record